Messenger RNA from Sphaerodactylus townsendi, 1710 nucleotides. RefSeq names its product complement factor H-like. Bases 1 to 1704 code for a protein of 567 amino acids. Lineage: Eukaryota; Metazoa; Chordata; Lepidosauria; Squamata; Sphaerodactylidae. The transcript is spliced from 11 exons. The record is from RefSeq and is a predicted model, not a curated record.
AUGGAGAAGAAAAUAAGGAAGAUGACAAGAGCAGAUAAUAUUAUGAUACUGGGAGACUUCAACUACCCUCACAUUUCAUUUGUGUUUUUGUGUUUUUCUAUAGCAGAGGCAAAAACCUGUCGCCGACCUAAUAAUAUUCUCAAUGGAUUUAUAGCCAACAGAGGCACAGGUCCAUAUUUCCAUGGUGCUUCAGUGAGAUAUGAAUGUGCUGAAGGUUUUGCAGUUGUUGGGACCAAUCCAGCCAAGUGUCUCCAUGGGAAGUGGGACUUACCUUCAUGUGCCGAUGGUUGUGCACGUCCAAAGCUACCUAAGAAUACAAACCCUGCCCCUCUGAAAAAACGCUAUAACAACAAUGAAGUUGUAACCUACAGCUGUGGUUCCAGCCAGCAUAGAUCAAAAUGUGUUAAUGGAAACUGGUCACCCAAGCCAGAUUGCAGAGAACUCUGCCCGCCUCCACCUCAGCCUCCAAAUGCCAUUGAAAUAAUUGAAGUGAAAAAUUAUGAAAAUGGAGAAAAGGUACGAUUUACAUGUAAGGAACAUUUCAUGCUUGAAGGGCCAGAAGAAAUAGUGUGUGAAGAUGGAAAGUGGAAAACCCCACCACGCUGUAUUGACGCGAGCUGUGGAAAUCCCCCUCCAAUUGUCAAUGGUGGUGCAGUGAAUGGUACUCAGGGAAAGUAUCUACCUGGAACAAAAGUAGAAUAUCAUUGCGAUGAAGGUUUUGGCAUUAGCGGAAUAAGUUUUUCAACAUGCAGAAAUAGGAGCUGGACCCCAAUACCAAAUUGCCAAGAAAACCCAUGUGACUCUCCCCCACAAAUCUUUGAUGCGUCACUUCAUGAGCUAGAGAAAAAAAGCUAUCAUCCCGGAGAAACAGUGCAUUAUAUGUGCCAUCCCGGAUUUGUUGCUACUGGGCCCCUCAAUGUGACAUGCAGAAAAGGAGAAUGGACGGAACCUCCUAACUGUGAAGAUGCAGCCUGCGGAGAUCCACCUACAGUUACCUAUGCUGAUAUUAUAAGUGGCAGAAGAGACAUUUACAGGCCAGACCACCAAGUGCAGUAUCGAUGCCGUAAAGGAUUUGAAAUAUCUGGAUCAGACAAUGUGACAUGUGGAAUUAGGGUAUGGUCAGAGCCACCCACAUGUAAAGAUGUCACAUGUCCUCCCCCAAGUGAGAUUGACCAUGGUGAAAUUACUGGGCAACUAAAGGAAAGGUACAUGCCUUAUGACACAGUACAUUAUCGGUGUGAAACAGGCUGGAAUCUUUCUGGACCACUGGAAGUAACAUGCUUGAAAAAGAAAUGGACAAAACUACCAAGAUGCGUAGAUGCUGCCGGGAACUGUGGUCGACCUCCUGCUAUUCAAAAUGGAGAUAUCCUUGACACCAUUAGGGCAUUCUAUCCACGGGGCACAAGAUUACAAUACAAAUGCCAAAACCUGUAUAGAAUGAAUGGAUCUUCUGAAGUACGUUGUGAAAACGGUCUUUGGACAGAACCUCCAACAUGCAUAGAGGCUUGUACAGUGAGUGAAGAAGAUAUGGCACGUAACCAUAUACAAUUGAAGUGGAGAAGUGAUGCAAAAUUAUAUUCAGAAUCUGGAGAUAUGAUGGAAUUUACGUGUAACUGGGGCUAUAGAAAGGAUCCACUUUCCCCACCCUUCAGAGUACAAUGCAUAGAAGGCAGGGUGGUAUAUCCAAGAUGUAUUCAUAAUUAAAAGGAA